This is a messenger RNA of Mycosarcoma maydis (corn smut), 414 nucleotides long. RefSeq lists its product as uncharacterized. The transcript is spliced from 3 exons. Lineage: Eukaryota; Fungi; Basidiomycota; Ustilaginomycetes; Ustilaginales. The record is from RefSeq and is a predicted model, not a curated record. Bases 1 to 414 code for a protein of 137 amino acids.
AUGACUGACGCAACCGCCAAAGCCACCUCCACCGAGGUCGGUAGCAUCGAAGAGUCUGUCAAGGACAACAAGCGGGAUGCUGCCAAGCAGUCCGAGCAGACCGCAGCCAAGGAGCUCGCUGACGACGACGAGGACGACGAAGAAGAUGAAGACUUUGAAGAGGACGAGGAGGAGGACGAGGAAGGAGAUUACGAAGAGGAAGAAGAGGACGAAGAAGCUGCUGGUGCUGACGACGACGACGACGACGCUGAAGAAGAAGCGCAAGAAGAGGACGAAGAAGCAGGUGAGGAAGAUGAAGAGGAGGAGGAGGAAGAAGACGAGAACGAUGCAGAAGCAGGUGCAGGCAGCAAAAGGAAAGCCGACGAUGAAGGAAACGACGACGAGAGCAAAGCUGCAAAGACGUCCGAUGAGUAA